This is a messenger RNA of Plasmodium adleri (nom. inval.), 3552 nucleotides long. Its product is annotated as conserved Plasmodium protein, unknown function. Lineage: Eukaryota; Apicomplexa; Aconoidasida; Haemosporida; Plasmodiidae. The record is from RefSeq and is a predicted model, not a curated record. Bases 1 to 3552 code for a protein of 1183 amino acids. The transcript has a single exon.
AUGGAUGAAGAGAAAGUUUUAAGCUAUAUUAGUCCCAGUAACAGCAUCAAUAAUAUACCAUAUAGUAAUUUUAUAUUACCAAUGUUAAUAAAAAGAAAGAUGCUUAACGAUUUAAAUGAUGAUAAUAUUAAUGAUGAUGAAAAUAAUGAAGGAGGUGCAUAUCGAAGGAAAAGAUCUAGGAAAAGUUUAUAUGAGAACUUUGAAAUUUUAAAAGAACAAAAAUUAGAAGAACAUGAUAUAUGUAUAGAUCAUUUUAAAGAUAUGGAAAAAUAUUGUGAAAAAAUAUAUGAAUUAAAAAAUAUAUAUAAUUUUUUAUUUAAUAAUAUUAAUAUAAAUUAUAACAAUUAUGAUAUUUUAUAUGUAAAUAAAAAAUUUUGUACUAUUAAUUGUAAUAAUAUGAUUUAUGAUAAUAAUUUAUUUAUAGACAAUUUUAUAUACAACUUAUUUAAUUAUGAUAAGAUCGAUAAAGGGUAUUUACCAAAUGAUGUAAUAAAAUAUGGGAAAGAAAAUAUACAUAAUAUUACACAUGAUAUUUAUAAUAAUAAUAUAUUUUUAAAAAACAAAAAAAAAACAAGAAAAAAUAUUGGAAGAAGAUACUUAAAUUGUAUAUCCAAUCAACUAUUAUAUAUUGAUGAUUUAUCAAGACAUGACAUUUUAUUAUUAAUUUCUUUUUUUAUUCAAUUACAAAAUGAACAAAAAAAAAAUGAAAAAGAAGAAAGAAAUUUAGAAAAUAUAGCAAAUAUUAAUGAAAUUAAAAUGAAUAUAUAUUCAUUAAAUGAUAUUUAUAAUUAUUAUUAUAAAGAAAAAAUGUAUCAAUGUUUUACUUGUGGAUUGAGAUUUAUAACAAGCAUGGAAAAAUUAAAUCAUUUAGAAAAUCAUUACAAGAAAAGUCAAUUUUAUAUGAACAAUUCAGAAGGAACAUCUAUAACCAAAAGUAAAAAAAGAUUUAUUUAUUUAGAUCAUAUAAAUUUACCUAUAGAAGUUUUUGUUUGUAAAAAUUAUUCUAUCUUUGAAGAUUUUUAUGAUAAUGUAGUAACCAAAAAUAUGGCUUCCUUUAAUUUUCAAGGUAACCAUGUAGAGGAACAAAUAUUGGAUGAUACUAAUAUGAAUAAUUAUAAUAAUGAUGAUGAAAAUAUUUUUUAUUAUGAUGAAGCAGAAGAAAAAAAUAAAAUAAUAAAAAUAAAAGACGAAAGUAAAAAUAAUGAUAAUUUAUAUUUUUCUUAUCAUAAUAAUCAAAUAAAUACUCAUCAUCCUCAUAAGGAUAAAAAUUUAAAAUCAUUUUUAAGUAAUAAUACAAAUAAUAAUGUACCAAAAGAAAUAUAUAAUAUUUAUAAUAUAUCUUCACAUAAUAAUAAUGUUGGAAACAUAUUUAAUUUUAAAAAGACAUACAAUAAUAUAGAUAAUUUUUUUAAUAAUAAAGAAACAAUACAUAAUAUGAUCAACCCUACUAUGGUUGUAGAUAAAAAUAAAAAAAAAAGAAAUAUUUUAAAUGAUAAAGAAAAAAGUAGUAAUGAAAUAAAUUUCUUUGAUUAUAUUUAUGGUAAUGAAAAUACAUAUGAUGUUUAUUUAUCUAAUUAUUAUACAGUAACUGAGGAUAAUAGUGUUUUAAUAAAUUAUAUUAAUGGACCUACUAUGUAUAGAAAUAUUAUGAAAUGUUUAGAAAUUAAAGAUAUAUAUAAUUAUAAAUUUCCUUCAUGGAUACCUAAAAGAAGUAUAAAUAAUUUUUUUAUUAAACGAAUUAAUGAAUUAGAUAAAGAUCCUAUGGGUAUUCCAAAGAAGUCAAAUAUAUUUACAAAUAUGUUAUCAGGUAGGACUCCUAGUAAUAACUUUCCUGUUAAUAAAUAUAACCUACAGGAUGAUAUUAUUAUUAAUAAUAAUAUUAAUAGGGAUAAUAACUUGAAGGGAAAAAAUAAAAAAAAAAUUAAUGUAAUAAACAAAAAGAAUUUGUGGAAUAUUUGCAAUACUACACAUGAAUUUUAUAAUAACAAAGGAUUAUGUCCAAUAAAUGUUUUUUUAAAUUAUGAAAAGGAAAUUACUCUACAAGACGAAACAGAAAUGAUUUAUCAAAAUAAUAAUGAUGAUAAUAAAAAAGAAUCAGAUGCAUGCCCUUUUCAGAAUUCCAUAUGUACCCAAGAAAAUGUCGAAAACAAUAAUGUAUUAUAUUCAUUUUUAAAUAUUUUUAAUCAGAAAUAUUUUUCACAUACAGACAUUUUUAAAAAUAUAUUACUUUUUUAUAUAAGGAAACAUUAUUUUAUGAUAACAAAUGAGCUUAAGGAUAAUGCCGAUUUUAAUGAAUUACAUUCAAGGUUAUUUCAAUACAUAUAUAAUAAUUAUUCUAAGACAAUAUCUAUAUUUAAUAUAAAUAAUUAUAAAAUAGACACCUGUUUUUUAUGUAAAAAAAACUUUUCCUUUGAAUAUUCUUAUGAAUAUAAUGAUUUUUAUUAUACUAAUGUUAUUUGUGUGGAUUUAAAAAAUAUAUAUGAAAAUGAUGAUAUGGAAGAUAUAGAAGAGGAACCCAAAACAAAUUACGAUAUUGAUAUGAGUAUAAAAAGAAUUGAUCAUAUAUGUGAUGAAUAUAUUUAUAAUAAUAAUAAUAAUAAUAAUAAUAAUAGUUAUGAUAUAAUGGAUACAUGUUUAUAUCAAAAACAUAAAGAAUUAAAUCAAUUGUGUAAAGAAAGUAAUAAAGAAAUGUAUGAUAAUAGAUUAACACAUCCAGAAUUAUUGAAUAACAAAAUAAAUAAAAAUGAAAUUAAUAAUUGUCCAAACGAUAAUAAUAUAAAAAAUGUAAAUAAUAUGAAUGAAUAUGAUAAUAUAAAUAUUAAUAAUAUAUUUAAUGAGAUUAAAAAAAUUAUAGAUGAUAAUUGUUUACUUGAGAAUACAGUUAUUGAAUCUUCCAUAGAUUAUAAUAUUCAUAUGAAUAUUAUAAAUAAAAAAAACAAAAAAAGAGAUAAUACCAUGAAUCAUUAUAAUAAUUUAUUUAAAAAUUUUUGUAUUCCAUAUGAUACAUUAGAUACAUUGCAUAGAAUUAAAAAGAGUAACAUAACAGGUAAUACAAAUAUGACAACAAAUAAUUUUAAUAAUAAUACAACAGAAGAGGAAGGAUAUACAAAUGAAGAAAUAGAUAAUUUUGUAAAAAAUUAUGAUAAUAUAACAAAUGAUAUAAAGAAUGCUGUAUUUCAGAGUACCUACCAAAAUAGAUGUACAUCAAAAAAUAAUAAAAAUUGUUUUAACGAUAUAAUUAUGAGUUACAUAAAUAAUGAUGAAAAUAAAAAAAGGGAGCAUACGAACAUUUAUUUCCCUUCUAAAAAUUAUACCUAUACAAACUUUACAUAUUUCCAUAUACAAUGUUUUAAAAAUUAUAUAGAAUAUUGUAUACUUCCAUAUUACUUCCUUACAAAAUUAAAUGACAAAUAUUUUAAAAAUAUAAUAUUAGGAGCAAUAACUGAUUUAUAUAAUUCUUACAAAAAUAUAUGUAACAAGAAUGAUACUACAGAUCUUAAAAUAUCAAACUUUAAAAAAAAAAGACAAUUUCAUAAAAGGAGACACUUUUAA